CUUAUCACUUUUAUGCAAAUAAAAACCAACUUUGACAUACAGAAUACAACAGAUCUGCUCUUGGAUGAAAAAACUGCCAAUGUCUUUAUGAUUUUAUCUGAUGACCUGAAAAGAGCAUCCUGCUCUGAAACACGAAGGAGUCAACCAAAAUUGCCACAGAGAUUUACAUUCUACAAUCAGGUGAUGAGUACUGCAAGUAUUUCCCAUGGGAGACAUUACUGGGAAGUAGAGGUUAGUGACUGUGGAUUACGGUAUGUGGCUGUUUGCUAUCCCAGUAUGAAUAGAGUUGGAAAGGAGUCU
Molecule: messenger RNA, 300 nt
Organism: Staurois parvus
Lineage: Eukaryota; Metazoa; Chordata; Amphibia; Anura; Ranidae
Source: the annotation of a GenBank genome assembly